CCGUUGAAAAGCGAUACUGUUCUGAUUGAUGUGAAUGGUGCGCCGACAAUUUGCUAUAAGAACGCCCUGAGGCAGCGAAACAUGCGUGUCACUCACGCUAUCGCCGAUACGAUGCGUCAGCUUGUUUACAAUCGCAUCUAUAAGAUGAUCGGCUUUGAGCAAUGCCCGCAGCAUUUGCCAGUUGGUCGUUUGUUGAUAAGAAAUCAUGGCAAAAUUUGCACGCAGCACAGUCCGGAAAGUCAUUUAUUCUUUUAUCAGUCCCUGCUUUAUCAGCCAGUGGCACUGAUUAAUUGGCUGCUGGAUGGACACGGCAUCCGUGAUUACGAUUCCACCAAGCUGUACAGUCUGGAUGAAUUGGUUGAAAAAUUCGAGCCAGAUUUGUGCUUCAACAGCGAACGUCGCGGAUUCUGCAUCGUCGACCUUGCACACUCAUCGGUGCCGGAAACAGUCGAUGCUUUUGAAUUUUUUGCAAACAGAGUCUCACGGAUCAUUGUGCUGUACACAUCACUAAGAUUUUUCCUGGACAAAGUUCAGGUCAAUUUUUAUUUCUUGCCAAUUUUAAGUUAG
Messenger RNA from Gongylonema pulchrum, 567 nucleotides. Lineage: Eukaryota; Metazoa; Nematoda; Chromadorea; Rhabditida; Gongylonematidae. The record is from the annotation of a GenBank genome assembly.